Colossoma macropomum (tambaqui) is the source of this 4725-nucleotide messenger RNA. It is a transcript of the gene cfap97, whose product is annotated as cilia and flagella associated protein 97. The record is from RefSeq and is a predicted model, not a curated record. The transcript is spliced from 6 exons. Bases 436 to 2001 code for a protein of 521 amino acids. NCBI's taxonomy places the organism in Eukaryota, Metazoa, Chordata, Actinopteri, Characiformes, Serrasalmidae. Gene Ontology annotation, biological process: spermatogenesis.
CUGAGGGUUAGCAGGCUAGGCUAAGUCCGGCCGGGGUCAGGCGGAGCGGCUUCUCUGGUUCUCUGCAGGACGGCGCGGUUUCUCCGCCGCGGGGGUUGAGCUGUGGCGGUGAGGCCAGUUUGGGGCGGUUUUGUGUUCGGCUCGUUCGUGGCGCUGUUCAGCUCGGGCCGCCGAUUUAAUGAUCACAGCCUGUCUGAGACCUGCAGGUCGGCGGCGAGCCGGCUGGCGCUUCGUCCGCAGCGUAUAGAGGUCCUCCCGCUGUAGCUGAAGUUACCUCAGAAUAAAGUCGGUCACACCAGUGACUUCAGCUAAAAGCUUCAUAUGAAAUCAUGAGCUAAAUGAGAAAAUCUCUGAGAACUGAAAGACACAGUGGACUCACCAUGAGCUUUUCUUCAUAGAUCCUCAGAAAACAGAAAGGAAAGAAAGGACAGAGCCAUGUUCAGUCCAAAAGAGCUGGAAGGCGAGGUGGAUCACUCGUUCUUCGACAGUGACGGUGAGCCAGGAAAGACCGUCCACCAGGAUCCAGAGGAGAAGGAGGGCAACCUUGUGAAGAAACCCAGUCAAACCGAAUCCUCUCAGAUGGAGAGAAAGACUGAGGGGGGUGGAAGAGUGCAGGUGAAGAAAAAGGAGGUAGAAAAAGACGCUGUUUUGAAAGCAGAAAGUUUGGAGGAAGUUUUUUCCAGCCUUCAGAUUCAGAGCGAGAAGGAUGAGUCCAUGGGUCAUUCUGACUGCACGGAAGAAAGAAAGGAGGAUGAUUCCGAGAGCAGUGCUGUGAAAGAAAGGAGAGAGACGGAGUCUGGAAGAGAAGAUUCGGACGCUUCGUCCAGGAAGUCCUCGCCGCCGCCCCGCUCUGAGAGCAGCCAGUCAGAUGACUCGUCCAGCGCCUGCUCCUACUCCUCUGUAGAGCCGCAUUCUGAUUCGUCGGCUGAGGAGAGAGAGGAUGAUGACGGUGGCAUUUUAAAGGAUGAUGACGAUGAUGGAUACAGCGACACUGAGAGCGACAACAACGAAAGAGAGGAACUUCCAGAACCUCCACCCUUCAAACAUCCUUCAGAUGCCUCCAAAAAGUCUUUAGGAAAGUUCCGGAGCCGUAGCCGUUCGUCGUCGUCGUCCGAUCGCGAAGGCUCACUCGGCGGGGAUGGGGGAAGCCCCGCCCCCUCGCACAAGCUCUCUGCCACCCAGGCGACCUCGUCGCCACGCCGACGGCCUCGUCCAGGUUCGGCCAACCAGAGAGAGAGAGCUAAAGGUUCAGAAACGGCAGAGUCUGAGGACACGGUGACAGACGUUACUCCUCUCUCCACUCCUGACGUUAGCCCAGGACAGUCGUUCGACCUGACUCUGCCCACUGAACCCUUGGUUACGGUUACUGGGCCACAGCAGGAGGACGUCAUCGAGGAGCCGUCGGUUACUGAGGUAGACGCGGUACGGAGGAGGAGCUCGGACACAGAUGGGGACGAGAGAUCUGCUGUACUGAGUGCAGGCAGGCAUGUGGACAUGGACAGCGUGUUGGUCAUCUCCAGCCCCAGCAGUGCGUCCAGCAGCAGCUGCGGUGGCCGGCGCCGGAAGAACUUUUCUUUCACCGACGAAGAGGUGCGGCGGAUCGAGCGCGAAAACCAGCGCCUGCUUAGGGAGCUCUCGCGCUCCUCUCCACACUCGCGCAGCGGCUCUGCCCACUCCGCUGCUGCCCGCCGCAGUGCCCCACCCACAGCUCGCCUCUACCACAGCGCCCUCAACAGGCAGCGCGAGCAGCAGCGCAUCCAACGAGAGAACCUGGCCUUCCUGAAGCGCCUGGAGUCAGUGAAGCCCACUCCAGGAAUGACCCGAGCAGAGCAGCUAGCAGACUACCAGCGCCAGGCCGGAUACCUCGGAAUACCUACCCCACUUAUGAGACCCACUUCAGGGAGGGGAUCCAGACCCUGCAGUACAACCAGUCCUCUCAGAACCAGGCCCGAAACAGCGAAACCUAGCAGAACCACAGCCCCACGACCCGCCUGGUCCUGAUCCAGAACCACAGCCUAUAAACUCCUAGCCUAGCCUAGACUUGUCCCAGUCCCAGGUACCCUUUCCUUCACUCUCUGGAAACGACUAGUACAUUUUCUGCAGUACAGCACCUGAAGGACUCUGAUGGGCAAGUGAAUGUUCUAGAUAGGGCACUCCACGUUCCACUGUCCACUGUCUGUUCAUCUUUUUUGGCACUGGUUGCUUUGAGUACAAGAGAAAACUUAUUAAUUUUAGCCAAGUUAGAAAACGGAAAAAGCCAAAUCCUGGUUAUGAUCACUUACCUCGCUGUUAAGCUUAACUCCUUUGCUGGCAGUGCCUAAACUCCGAAUCUGAUGCCAACCUAACACCCAGUCCUUAAGGUUAAAUUGCACUGAUUCUUAAAGCUUCUUCAUAAUUAAGCAAUUAAGAUGUAAACAGAGUCAUUCAGAGUGGUUUGGUGUGAAACGCUCUGUUCUAGAUAAACUUACCCAGUCAAAACUGUUCACAGUGGUGGUGAUAGGAACCAGACGUCCACCUCUAAAAGCUCCCUCACAGGAGGUUAUUACAUGAAAUGGUUAUGAGACCUGCCUGAGACAUUGUUUUACAAUAUGAAACAGUUUUUUUUUUCCAAUCUAUUCAUGGUAAAGAGGCAAAAUAGUCCUUAAAGAAACCCUUUUUUCCAGAUUUUCCACUAUUUUCCCAUCAUCAACAAUACAUACAAAACCUCAGAAGACUCGUGUAGGUUCACUGGUGGUUCUGGAUAGUAAAUAAAAUGUCUAUAUUUGUGUUGUAGUCAUGGCGACCCCUGGUUCCUAUCACCACCACUGUAAAGACAUCUGAACCAUUUCACACCAAACCACUCUGAAUCACUCUGUUUACACCUCACGCACGUUAUGCAGAAAUCUUGAAAAGAUCCUCUUUAUUCCUUAAAGUUAACCCCCUUUCUUGUCACUUCACCCUGUAAAAUUACCCACAAACCAUCGUAGUUUUUAAAUAUUUUGCGUAAGCAGAAAUUCAGCUUCUAAAAUUCCAUCUCAGGUCUCAUCUUGAGGCCUGAACCUCAAUAUUAACUUGAACUCUGACCUUUAACCUUAGUAACCGGAUACAGUUCUUAGUCUGUGUCCCCACCAUUAGCUGUACAUUUCCAGAUUCCUUAAGCGGGGCCUGGUUUCCCAAGCCAGCCUCACGAGUAGUCAUUGUGAGAUGGUAGAUGGUGGAGUGAGAACCACUUUAAAUGCUCUCUUCACUCUGCUACAGUAAUAAUAAUAAUAAUAAUAAUGAUGCCAUGAUGUUCCUCAAGUGACUUCAACAUGCAGGUACUAGACUCUUGUCUGCUAGUUUUAAUAAACUGGUUUAAACAUGAGCUAGAACUUCCAUUGCUUUCCAGCAGGUUUGGCCUGAAGGUAGAUAAAAACAGCUUCUCCCAUUGACACACAGUGUAACGCGAGUGAUAAUCUAUAUGAGCAGUUCUCAGUUCCAGUCCUAGGCUGUGCAGGUUAUGGUUUUCCUGCUCUUACACGCAUUGAAGGACUUGACAAUCAGCUAAUGAGGUGAGUCAGCUGUGGCUAAGGCAGCGUAGAUACAGUGGUAUGCAAAAGUUUGGGCACCCUUGGUCGAAUGACCUGUUUUGUUGAAUUUCUAAGUGAAGAUAAGUGAACCUGUCCUCCACAGAGAACACACUUCUGCACGUUUUAGAGCAUGAUUACUGUGUAUUUGCUGAAUUUAACAUAUUGGGGGAAAAAUAAAACAUUCAGUGUGGUCAAAUAUAGUUAUAGUACUUUAUAUUUUGUUUUAUUUUUCUCAAUAUGUUAGACUUUGCAAAUAUAUAGAAAUCGUGUGCUAAAAUUUGUAGAAUAAAGUUAUUUAAGUGUGUUCUCUGUCAAGUAUGUGUUCACUUAUUUUCACUUGGAUGAGCAACAAAGCCAGAUUGACUGGGUUGUUCAAACGUUUGCAUGCAACUGUAUCCCACAGAAUUGUGACCACUCGUUUUGGCGUCCUUAAUCUUCAUACUGCAGCUAUAGAAGCACUGUAUAUUGCACUCAAUAGCUUUAGGAAAUACAGUCAUAUGCAAACAUCUGAGUGCCCCUGGUCAAAUGACAUGUUCUGUGAUUCCCUAAGUAAAAAUAAGUGAACACAUCCUCUACAGAGGCACAUUUUAAUACACAAUUACUCUUUAUUUGCUAAAUUUAAUAUUGGGAAAAAGAACAUAAAGUGCUGCAAAUACGGUAUAUUUUCUGGAAAUUUCAGUGCACAACUGUUUAUUUGCUGAGUGGAACAUAUUAGGAAAGAAAUAAAGCAUUAAAUAUAACAUAUGGCACAUUUUAUAUUUAGUGGUUUGAUUCUUUCCCACUAUGUUACACUCUAAAAACAGUUGUGCACUGAAAUUAACAGAAAAUAUACCGUAUUUUCGUUUCUUGUGAGAAAAUCAACAAAAUCUGACCAGGAGUGUGGACUGUAUGUCAGCAAAUGUAGUUAUAGCUGCUGAAAGAUGUUUAGAAGACAUUCCUCUCUGUCCGUGCCUGUCUGUGUGCAGCUCACUAAGCAGCCUUUAUGCUUAAUGUCUGUGUGAUUGAAAGUAAUAAUCCACCAAUGACAGAGUUAAACAGCUAGCGUUUGGUGUUGACUGUUAUUAGAGCAGUUUGUCUGUCUGGUGAAAGAAUGAUAAUGAAGUUUAAAGACAAAUUAUAUAUUUGAUAUUGUCAAUCUGUUUUUGUUUUGGUAUUGAAAUAAAAGUCUUGAAACAGU